UCAAAAAAGAAUUUUACCCUCCGAUCCCUCUCCUCUCUAUUAUAAGUCCUCCCAAAAUUUUCCCGCUUCGUUCUCAGCCAUUUUAUAACACAUUUUCUCACCGUUUUCUCGGUAGGAAUAGAAAACAUCGUUUUUCGGCCAUGAUCCAUUCCAUAUCUAAACCCAUAAACCAAAUACAACGAAAUCUAAUAAACCAUUUCGUUAAAAUCCACGAACAUUCUAAAGAUUACCAUAGUUUUGGUGCCAAGAGACCAAAGACCCAAACAAACCAUGAAAACCCUCAAAAAAGACGCCCAAAAAGGUCACCCCCUUUUGUUGCAGCUAUGAGAGGCAUACAUGACCCGGAUGAAGCUUUGUCACUUUUCCAUGAAUAUUAUCAAAUGGGUUAUAAGCAUGAUUACCCUUCAUUUUCUUCUCUUAUUUAUAAGCUCGCAAAGUCUCGAAAUUUCGAAGCUGUUGAAACCCUUCUUGGCGUGUUACAAAAUCUCAACAUUCCUUGUAAAGAAACCCUUUUUUGUGCUUUGUUUCAGCAUUAUGGAAAAGCCCAUUUGAGUGGAAAAGCUGUUGAGCUUUUCCGUAAAAUGCCUUGUUUUAACUGCGUUUGUACGGUUCAGUCUUUGAAUUCGGUUCUUAAUGUUCUCGUCGAUAACGAUAGGUUUGGUGAUGCAAAGGAGAUAUUUGAUAAGUCUAAAGAAAUGGGUUUUCGUCCGAAUACGGUGACAUUCAACGUGAUGAUCAAAGGGUUGUUGAACGGGGCAGAGUUUGAUGAAGCAUGCAAUAUGUUCGAUGAAAUGCUUGAAAGAAACGUGGAACCUAGUGUUGUCACUUAUAAUAGUUUUAUAAGUUUUUUGUGUAAAAAGGGUGAGGUGGAAAAGGCUAAAAAACUAUUUGAAGAUAUGGUUAAGAAAGGGAAGUAUCCAAAUGCUGUGACUUAUGCUUUGUUAAUGGAAGGUUUGUGUUCUUUAGGUGAAUAUAAAGAAGCUAAAAAAUUGAUGUUUGAUAUGGAAUAUAAAGGUUGUAAAACGAAGGUUAUUAACUUUGGUGUUUUGAUGAGUUACCUUGGAAAAAAAGGGGAAAUUGAGGAAGCUAAAUCAUUGCUUAGUGAAAUGAAGAAAAGGAGGUUUAAAGCCGAUGUAGUGAUUUAUAACAUAUUGGUGAAUUAUCUUUGCAAAGAAAGCAAAGUUCAAGAAGCUUAUAAAGUUCUGAUUGAUAUGCAAGUUAAAGGUUGUGAGCCAAAUGCAGCUACAUAUAGGAUGAUGGUUGAUGGGUUUUGUAAUGUUGGGGAUUUUGAAGGUGCUUUGAAGGUUUUGAAUGUGAUGUUGAAGAGUCGGCAUUGUCCGCGGUCAGAAACUUUUUGCCGGUUGGUUGCGGGGUUAUUACAGUGUGGGAAAGUUGAUGGUGCUUGCUUUGUUUUGGAGGAGAUGGAGAAGAGAAAAAUAAGCCUUGAUUUAGAGGUUUGGGGAGAUUUGAUAAGGGAUGCUUAUAGUGGUGUUGGUGAUACUAAUGAACACUUAACACAAAUUAUCUUGGGUAAUUAGUGAUUUAGUUAACUCAUAAUAAAUGUUUUGAGGGUGGAUUCGAAACUGCGAGCACGGAUUUUUAUCCUUAGGCGACAACUCUUAUUACUCGGGGAAUGAGGAAUGCAAGCUCUUAAACAGACAAGGGUCGGAUUAGUUUAUUACAAUAAUAUCCUACUAAUGGUGAAAUAGAUCAAAAUUGUGCAGGGAUUCAACCAAGGUAGGCUGCUAAUGGAGGACACAAGGAAAUCGGUGAAAUGUGCAUCAAAAGUGAUUCUCUUUGUCUUUUGCUAUGCAACCAAACAAAUAAAACUCAUAACAAAUGCAAGAUCCCCCCCCCCAACACUUUUUGUUGUUGCAUUGAUCUGAAUUAAGGUAUUAAAUUUUUAUAAGCUUGAUAUCAUUUUACAUUUACUCAAGUUCAAGUUCAAGUGUCUUACGAAUUUAUUUAGAUCUUUGCCAAUGUAUAAAGAUGAUAUUUUAAAAGUCAUAUCCAUACUCAUGCUCAAAUAUAUGUAAAGUCUUCACAUUUGCCGGUGAAAAA
Molecule: messenger RNA, 2061 nt
Organism: Gossypium arboreum
Lineage: Eukaryota; Viridiplantae; Streptophyta; Magnoliopsida; Malvales; Malvaceae
Product: pentatricopeptide repeat-containing protein At1g07740, mitochondrial
Exons: 1
Coding region: 141-1538 (465 amino acids)
Molecular function (GO): protein binding
Source: RefSeq, a predicted model, not a curated record